AUGAGUGCAGCUUAGGAACUAGCAAUGAUACUUAACAAAACUGUAGCUAAUACAGCACCAUCAAAUGUUGAUUUAAAUGCAACGCUCUGGGAUAACUAUGCACGUGAAUGGUCAGUUGAUAAGGAAUGGGUAUAAAAUAUGAUAAAGGAUAAUAAUCAGCAAGAUAGAGUACAGGAUCUGAUUCUAGGUGAAGAGUGGUCAGAUCUCGCAUCCUUUGAGCAAGUCUUUAAUGACUAUAUUAUGCCAUAUCUUGGAAAGGAUAAGAAAGUUCUAGAAAUAGGAGUAGGAGGUGGUAGAGUAGCGAAAAGAACUGCUGAACAUUGCAAGGAACUUGACUGCAUUGACAUUUCUGCUGAAAUGAUCAAAAGAGCUAAAACAAAUCUUAAAGAUUACAAUAAUAUACCCAAAGAGGUGGUUGAACACGGACAAUAUGACUUCAUCUAUUCCUUUGAUGUGUUCGUGCAUGUUGACAUCCACACAUUUUAUCAUACUCUUCUUAAUCUUAAAUAAGUAAUGAGUUAAGACACUCUACUAUUUAUGAGUGUCGCCAAUCUCUGCAGUUAAAAGGGCUUCGACAGAUUCAAAAAGUAAAAGUAAUUCAAAGUCGCUGGAUUCUAUUUUAUGAGUCCAGAUAUCGUGAGAAAAAUUGUGAAUGAGGCUGGAUUUGAGUUGUAGAGAUGUUCUUUGGAUGAGGUAAAUGAAAGCUAGAAUCUUUAUUAUCAGAGAGAUAUAUUGUUUGUACUGAAAUUAAAGCCUAUUUAAGAAGAUAUUGUAAUAGCUACAAAAGCAUUUACUAUCCCUCAAAUAAUCACAGAAUUCCUUAAAGAUGUUAAAUCACAGUAAGGCAAAGUAGUCCUAGUCUCAUCUGGAGGCACUAGCGUUCCUCUUGAGAAAAAUACAGUCAGAUCAAUUGAAAACUUCAGCACAGGAUAGAGAGGAUCACGUUCUGCAGAAUAUUUCCUGAAGAGAGGUUACUUUGUUAUCUUCUUAUUCAGGGAUAAGUCGAUGCAACCUUUCAAGAGUAGAGUGAGUUUAGAUAGUGUAUUUGAUCAAGGUCUGGAAUUCGGAUAAAUAGAGAACUAGUCUUUCAAGAAAGCUAUUAGAGAAUAUAGUCAGUACAAAUCUAAGCUUUUAAGCAUUCCAUACGUCUCGCUUACUCAGUAUUUAGAUAAAUUAGAAAUGAUAUCCACUAUGAUAUCGAAUGAAGCUGUGCCAUCCAUUACAUACUUGGCAGCAGCAGUUUCUGAUUUUUACCUGCCAGAGGAAAUGAUGGCAGAGCAUAAGAUUUAGUCUCGAGAAUAUGAUGGACUUCAAUUGAAUCUCGUGCCCACUCCUAAAAAGCUUGGAUUCAUUAAAUCUGAAUGGUGUCCUUCAACCUUUUGUAUUUCUUUUAAGGUAUGUCAUAAUUAAAACAUGUAAAAAAUUUAGCUUGAGACUGAUAUAAAUAUUCUUGAGUAGAAAGCGUUGAGUGCUAUUGAAAAUUAUAAAGUAGAUAUGGUGAUUGCUAAUGAGCUAUUUACUAAUAAAUUCAAGGUUAUAAUAUAUCAGCCUCAGAAUUAGCCAAGGGUUAUAGAAGUUGAUAAGGAGAAGGUAUUAUCUGGCUAAAUAGAUAUUGAGGAAUCGAUGAUUGAUUAUAUUUCAGAGAUAUUUGAGCAAAGAUACUUAUGA
This is a messenger RNA of Stylonychia lemnae, 1668 nucleotides long. NCBI's taxonomy places the organism in Eukaryota, Ciliophora, Spirotrichea, Sporadotrichida, Oxytrichidae. The record is from the annotation of a GenBank genome assembly.